Eimeria necatrix is the source of this 20037-nucleotide messenger RNA. Its product is annotated as cysteine repeat modular protein, putative. Gene Ontology annotation, cellular component: neuron projection. Gene Ontology annotation, molecular function: transmembrane-ephrin receptor activity. The record is from RefSeq and is a predicted model, not a curated record. NCBI's taxonomy places the organism in Eukaryota, Apicomplexa, Conoidasida, Eucoccidiorida, Eimeriidae. Gene Ontology annotation, biological process: axon guidance.
AUGGGGGGUCUUUCCGUGACUGGGGCAGUUAUCCUUUGCAGUUUAACUGUAUAUUCAGAACUGUGCUUCACGCCCGUGUCUCGAAGGAAUUCGAGCUGGAAUUUAGGCAGUGCGAAGCAGUUUUGUGCGUUUUACGUCUACAGACACAGGAAAUUCAGUUCCGUCUCUCAUUUGAUUGAAAAUCGAAAAAUCGCCUGGGCAAUUGCUAAAUCCAGGCGGGCAGACAGAAUACCGGCGAUUUAUUGUAGCAGUGCUAUCUACGGCGACGUGGAAACAGACGGGACAGUGUCGGUGACGCCGUCGGAGGCACCUAAUUGCCGGAGCCUUUGUCGAGCCCUUCUCCACAAACAUGGCCAGUCUUGUUCGUCGGCUGUGGAUCCAUACAGCUGCGUCCUAGAGUUUCAGUCGGAGCUCUGGAUGCCUCAAGAGUAUAAGCAGCAUUGCAGAUUCACGCCGCCUUCUGUGCAACAGCCAGACUUCGAGAAGAGCAUCUGCAGCGAGGAUUGCAUGCGUCGAGGGAUGCAGGCUUGGCUUACUAGCCUCCAUCGUGGUGACCUAUCAUGGCAGUCUUUCGUGGAGCGUGUUCCUUCUUCCUGUUCUUUCAAGAGCACUCACCCUGCCGACUCACGAGUGCUUGUAAGGGCCCAGACACGCUUUCCGGAGAGUGAAGUUCUGAACUUGCUAAGCAAGUCAGGCCCGAUGCGCUUUCACAUAGUAACUCGAAAGGUGGCAUCAUCAGGAAAGAGGGGCACUUUUCAGGAGCUGGCAGAAUCUGUCAUCGUUCCAGGAUCUUACUGGGAUUCGUUAGCGGUGGGAAAAAGAGUGGAUUGGUCUGUUACAAGUACCUUCUAUAGCCCCUCUGACGAGGCUUCCGCUUCGCAACUCGCGCAGAUUCUCACAGGGGAGUCUACGAGUCAGGCCAUUUGCAUAUUCCGGUACAUGGAGAUGGGCGGAGAACGCUUUGGCAUGGUACCGGGUCGCACGUGCCGUGAUUCCAUUGGUGUCCUGUUCGUCCUUGCCAUAAAGGUGCACCCGCCUGCUGACUUCGACGGAGCCUCCCAGGGGUUUGAUUUAUGCGUUGCGCGACGCAUAUUUCAAGGAGAGGGAGUGCCUGUCGAAGGCUUUACUAUAGAGCCGCUGCAAGUGAAGACUCGUGUGACAGUAGGCACUCCUUGCGGAGUGGAUAGGGGCCUGGAUAAGGGCUUGUGGGAGGUGGCGUUUUACGCUGCGCGGUACCCGCAAGCGAGAGGCAUUGAUGGAAUUCCCACAAGCAGCGAUUGCCCGUGGAGAGGAUCCCUACAGUUGGGAUCCAAGUGCUUUUUGAAAACAGACGAAAGAAUUAGCAGCCGGUGGGAUUUCUUCUCCGCCAACGAGGAAUGCAGACAUCUCGCAGAUGGCUUGGGAUUCAACGAGAACGACGCCAGUUUGGCUCUAAUUGAAAACGACACAGAGCUUAAACUUGCCGGGGAAAUGGCGGCAGGCGCUGACGAGUCCUGGAUUGGUUUGUUUCAGCCCAGCCAGCUUCCACUGGUCUCUCCUGGGCACGCUAAUUUGUACAGACGCAAAGAAGGGGAGUGUCCAGAAGAGGUCUUGAAAUUGUCAGACAGCUCUGGUUCUCGCCUUAGCAAUAUCGUCGCCUCCUGCAGAGCAGCUCGGACCUGGCCAGCGUGGAGAACAGUACUCGAAGGAGGGCGCAAACCUGGAUGGGACCCUCUUUUCUGCAACGGUCACCCAGAAGUCACGAGCGGUGGAAAGUUUGCAGACUGUGCAUCUGUGAAGCACGAAAAGCUGGGGCUUUCUUGCUUGCGCGCAAGAAGCUGCGAUGCAUCACACUCCGCCGUCUGCUCUUUAAAACUAAGAACAGGCCCUGUAAUGAUGUCAAAGGGAAGCCGUGGGGCCAGGGAUCUUCCCUUGGUGAGGUGCACAGAGUUGAAAGAUUGCCGGCUGCUUCUGGAGCUUCCAGCAGUGGAUUGGUGGGGCGAAACACUUGCAUUGCGUCCUCCGAGGGACCAGCCCUUCUCGACGGGCUACUUAGCUCUCAUGACGUUUUGUGGGUCUGGGGCUUUGCUUGCUGGCCCUUGGCCCCUGAAACACCAAAUUGCCAUCGGGGAGGACAGCGCCUUCCAGGCCUUGCCAGCUGGCGUGUAUGAAGUGUGCUACUGCUCUCCAGUGCAAGUUGGUGACUCAGCCAUAGCUUGCGUCGAUGGUAAGGAGUUUGGCUAUCUUCGGGGGCUUCUUCAGAUUGACAGCAGCAAAGAGCAGUGCAGUGCCUCUCUGAACACUGGCAUAGGAGACGCGGCGACGUGUGCAAAUUUGCCAGAGGUAUCCCUGAGGCCCCUGCAGAGUUUUGCCGCAGUGUCAAAUUUGGACUUGUGGAUAGAGCCAUACCCAAACGAAUUAUCGGGGGAGUUAGUUUUCUGCAAAGUCGGCGGAGACAAGCUCACGAAUGACUCUUGCAAAUUUACUGUCCACAGCGAGGCCCCUUCAGAAAGGCCUCUUGUUCUAUCCAUAGUUCCUUUGAAGGAAGAUCAGGCAGGUAGUGCAGCCGUCUGCUCAAGGCCUGGCGUCACAAUGAGGGUUUCUGUCAACGGAAAAACAGAGGUUCAGGUCACUCCCUUCCUCCCUACAAGCUUCAAGUACGCGAUUUGCGGAAACGGAUCUAUACUGGGAACUUUGAUUGUUUCAGACGGCAUCAGCUUUGCGCAAGCGAAAUGGUGGAGCAUUCAGCUUAACAACUUCGUCGUCACGUUUCCAGACAACAAGAUAAACAAUGCCUUCAUUGAGGUGGCAGUGGAGGGCUUUAGCUCUAGCUCGAACGCCGAUGCUGUUGAGCUAAUUGUUGUAACGGCCGAUUAUGCGCAUGACACGAGCUGUGAUGGAUACCUUGGCAAAUUGGCUUCCAACGGCGACAGGUAUACGGGCCAGUACAACUCGGAAGAACAGCUGCUGAUAUUUACGAUUCCAGCACCAACUGUGCGAAUGAAGUUGUGCCUGAUGAGACCUAUCUUCUCAUUCUACACGGACGUCACGUCGCUGGGGCAGAUUCCCGUACCCACUAAACCGGAAAAAAUCACGGCUGCAGAGGCUCGGUGCUCUUUGGCCCCGAAAGGAGACUGCGUUAUAGGUCUAUACCCCGACCCAGGGACAGUAGACCAGCCAUAUUCCGCGUUUUUCCCAAGCACUGUUGCCGUCAAGCUGCUUAAGGGGCAAGUGCAGUGCCCACGGGAUCCAUCAGACCCUCUUUACGAUGCUUUUGGUGGCAAUUCCAAGAACACGUCUGCACUUCUGCAGGCGAACGCCAUCUCAAUGACGAUGACUCACGCUGACGACCGCAUGCUACAGUUUUCCGUCCCAGACGAGCUUAAGCAGUGGGUUGCGGAGGUUGGACAGGCAACCAUUUGCUUGACUCAGGAAGGGCUGGAAGACCCAUCAGAUGUGUGCUGGGAGAGCGAAAUGUGCACAAUGCGGCUUGGGUAUAUGAGAUGGACAGGCCCAACCAAGGGGUAUGAACAGUUUAUUUUUUGCUCCCGUGGGAAGUCGUGCAACAUUGAAGUCCAAGGAAAGAAUAUGGAAUUUCUCAGUAUGCACUUCAGUCGACUCGCAGCGCUUGACACUUGUGGGAGAAUUUCUGGGGAAGGAAGUCUGCCAAUAUCUGGUACCUUUGACACCGUAGACCUCUCGAAGCCAUCUGAUGGCAGCUUCAUCCAGAUCUCAAGUGACGGCACCGGUGCUUUGAAUGGAAAGCUCCGUGGCGCUUUGUCCGACUCUGCUGGAGCGCCUGCUGCCUUCCAAGAAGCCUUAGCGAGAUCUCCAGAUGAUGAUACUGUGGAGUUAGUCCCUGCGGAUGCUACGGAUAUAGAGGAGAGGGUCAUGAAGAUUAUAAUGGACGUUGCACUGACUCGCCCGCAAAUUCUUGGCUCCGUAAAGGUCUACUUUAAGGAUGCCCCAACAGACAAGAACGUAGACACCUGCAAUUUUGCAAGGGAUGCGGAGAAUGGCAUGAUUUCAUCCUACUUGUCGAUUAGUGACAUUGCAGAAACGGACAGCGAGACGUUUACAGUAACAGUCGUAUCUGCUGUUACCAAAGCAGCCACAUCCGUCUGCUGGGUCGAGUUUUUGCUCCCAGGGAGCGUCUCGCAGGACACUCCUUUUACGAGUUACGUUGGAAGGCUCCCAGGGGUUGAAGUCCCCUCAGCCAACCUCGAAGCAAUCUGUAGUCUUGCGGAAGAAGAAUGCACUGCGACAGCAUCGUUCCAGUUACCUUCAGCACUCAAUGCAAAGGGGGAGCCAUUACAGACUAUUGCGUUGCUUCCUGCAAGCAUGGUUGUGAUGAUGGUUCCCUCUGACAGUUGCCCAUCUGAUCUACGGACUAUCAGCCCCUCUACGACUCCGGAGCAAGAUGCUUUGGUUGCAGAGAAUGUCUCCGGAACGUUCACCCUCGAUUCCGUGACAAUUUCUAUCAAUCGCUCCUCUCCUAUCCUCCAGAAACUUGGUUCUGGAGCUCUGUGUCUACAGAAUAAUGACUGCGAAGACCCUGACUCUGGACGGUGCGUGAAAAGACUUGGAACUGCCAAAUGGAUCGGGCCCGUCGUCUCAACGAGCUUGAGUGCACAAACUUGCACUGAGUUGGAGUCUGGCCGGUGCAACAUCACUAUCCCGGGAUUCGAAAUGACUUCGGUGGACUUUUCUACCCCAAGAGUGGCGGUCACCAGUCGCUGCGGUGACGCGGCCGCAGACAUUUGGAGUCUAGGAGAGACUAUUAAUGUAGAACAAAAAUCAGCAACCGUUGCAAUACCUGCAACAGCUGGUUGGGGACUGGCGGUCUGCUGGAAUGCCAAGAACGUGCAGCCCUCCACGGCUGAAGCGGUGGAGAAGGCGAGCUUUAACUUGCAGCUGACUACCAUCACAUUCCCGCCUUUUCCCGUCAUAACAGGACUCUCUGUCUCCAGAAAGUCCACGGUUGCGGCCAGUGUCGUUAUUGAAGUAAAUGCUCUUUUGGUUAAAGAAGCAGCUGAAGCGUUUGGGCGUCAGGUUCCAGAUCAGGGUAUUUGGUGCGGCAUGGCCAGAGCGCCCUUUACUGACGGUUCGAACUGUGCCUCUAGCAGUCUAGUGUCUCUUCGUCAACCCAAAGAGACUACAAUCGAGAUACAACCCGUCAGAAACCGCCGUGAAGACUCAGCUGAAGAGAGUGGAGAUGGCUCAUUCAACGCUUCAGUGGCUGUCAUGUCCUUUGAGGUGGAGUCAGCUGCAGAGCCAUAUACGUAUUGCUGGAAAACUGUUUUUUUCGGUCCCAAAUCCACAGUCCUUAACACAACAUGGACACCACUGAUAAGCGUCCCGGGACCUGUCGCGGCGAAACUAGGAGGGACGGUAUCGGAGACAGCCGUCUCACUGGGUUUCGUUCCAUGCAUGUCAAGCACAACAUAUCCUGCCAGCUGUCACUUCAGUGUAACUCCCUCACAACCUAACGACUCUUCGUUUUUUCCUCAUAACGAGCCAUGGAUUAUCUCCAGCCAAGCAAGUGUGUUUUUGCUUCCUGGGGACUCCGGUUGUCCGGAUGAGGAUAGCAAUAUCUAUGAGAUGGCAGCGGCCCCGAACCCCUCCCAGGUGGAUGCCGACGCGGCUUUGCGUCUUUCAGCUGAGCUCGAAGCAGAUGAUUACGUGGCUUACAAUUUCGGAGAUGCAAGGGCCUGGCUUUCCAAGAAUGGUUCAGCAACGAUAUGCUGGAGGGACGACACAACUCGCAAGCUAACUGAAAUUGCAAGAGCACUUUGGCUGGGACCUCUCUACCCAAGAGAACCCUUACAAAUAACGUGCCCUCAGAAUGCUGUAUGCUCAAUUACAAUUCAAGGGAAGAACCUCACGGAGUUGGACCAUUCCUUCAGUAGGGUGGCUAUACUGCAGGCCUGCGGGACAGCGCAGGGCAUCGGAACAGCAGAGCUGCGGUCGGCCAACGUUGGGUCUACUAGUUUUUUAAGAGUAGGGUCUAGCGUGCGAAGAGAAUUCGUGACGGAUCGGGAUUUGCAGCCCGUGCAUUUUUGGGCAUUGCCUGGAAAUGCGUUUCACACUGACUGCAAACGCGGCACUGCCUUGGAGUUUAUUGAAGCCAAGUGGGUGGACUCACGAAACGUCUGUGGCGAGGUGGACGUGGCUGACAUUCUAAAUAUGAACUGCAGAGGAAGAAGGAGCUGCAGUUUCGUGCCGUUGGCUCAAGAGCCCAUCAAAUUUGGCGAGGUUCACAUGAUCGCCAAAUAUUUGAUGAUUCCGGACACAUGCGGUGACACAGGCUCUCGAAAACUGGUGGGAGUCUAUCAUUGUUUCGAAGCAGAAGUCUCUACAGACGGCGAGCGCUCUGUUGAACAAAACAUGGUUCCAGUGAUGCUGGAGCUUUUCAAAACAUCAAAAUCGGCCAGUGAAGAUAACGCUGCCAAUAGUGACGGAAUUUCAGACGACAGUAUUACAUUCUGGGUCCCUUACGGCGCGGCUGGCUUGUACCAUAUUUGCUGGAAUCCGGAGGUCGCGCGCAACACAGAUCCGUCAGCGUAUUCAGAGUCCUUAGGAACAUUAGAAAUCUUGCCCCUUCUGGCUAUCAUUGAUCAAGCUGUUUUCUGUCCGGACGGCGACGUGACUCAUUGCAGCUUGGAAAUAACUCUGGGAGCGCAGGAGGGUAUGCGCGACGGACAGUCUCUGGCUCUAGUGCUUGUUGAGCAGGAUGGGCAUGACACAUGCGAUGGUUUAAAUAUAAAGGAUAUGCAUGCAAUCAUGCCGCAUUCGUCGGCGUGGAAUACGGAAAACUCUACGAUGGAACUGUCAUUUUCAACGGAGCUUCCAACUGAAAGCCACAAGCUUUGCGUUAUUGCAGUCGAUGCAAGUGCCUCGACUACAGGAUCUCCGCAGUACGUAGGGAACAUACCGGGGAAUUCUGCUCCCACAGAGCUUACUGACGGCGAAGCAAACUGUUCGGAUGACCCCACUCAACCAUGCGAAGUGAAACUUGUUGGUGAAAAAGUAUCUACUUACUACACGUUAGACAAUCGCGUCCCGGAAGAAGAUGAGAGAAGCCCCUCCUUCGAUGCAUUUGACAAGCUGCGCCCCUACCUUGAUCCGCAUUCAAAUCUUUACGCCUUGCGAGGCAAUGUCGCUUGCCCUUCUAGCGUGACGGAUGAGUCCUAUGCCACGGCUACUGAAACCCCAACUAACGACGUGGCUAAGCUGGUGCUUAAGACCGCGGAAGUCGACACACUUAUUUUUGGCGUGACUGAAGAGCAGAUAAUAUGGCUACGGUCAUUAGCUGGAGCAACGCUGUGUUGGACAAUGUCCUCUUGCCUACACGACCCUCUAAAGAACGGCACGAGGCCAUGCACAAAAAAAGUCGGAGUGCUCCUCUGGUCUGGUGGCGCGUCAAGCUACCUAGAUUUCGGGUAUAGGGCUGCGGAGUCAAGGAGAGUAAAAGAGUCACAGACGCACAAGCGGUUACAGACGGAGCAGCAAAUCAAGAACAGGUUCGUCUCGUUUGUACAGGAGGCAGAGGAGGAAGACCGUGUUUCAGUUGAGAGCAUGACCGUAAUUGCCCCUCAGCCAAUAGAAGCAAACAUCGCCGUCUGUUGGAACCCUUUGCGCACGCCAACGAACAACUUGGCAGAUUUUACUCUCCAAAUCGGCGUGGCUUUGGGCUACGGUGUGGAUGAGAUCACUGCGUUCUGCACAUUCGGCUCAUUAUGCAACAUCAACGUUGUUUCAAAGGGCGCACUUUCAACUGAUGCCGCUCCAAAAAUAAGGGCUUUCAAAGGAAUGUGUGGAGAUGAAGCUGGCGUACCAACUGAGCUCCCUAAUCAAGGGCAGUUCACCCAAAUCAGCGGAGAAAGGUAUUCUUUUCCAUCACCAAUACAAGCUGGGCAGCCGACUCUUACGACCUAUGAACUGUGUUGGUGCGAUGAGUUUUCGACGCCUGACUGUGAAACAACCAACUAUAGCGAACGCGUUGGAUCUCUGCAGGUUCAGUCGAUGCAGCAGCUGGAAGUGGCGUGCGUAAAAAAUUCAAGCGGUCACUGCAAGAUACGAUUUCCUUCCACUAUGCAGGCAAAGGCGCACAUAUAUUUCUCCGAAAUGACCAGCGCCUCACCAUCGACGUGUGUCACUCCGCUUCUUGGAAUACCAGCAGAAACAGGGGCUAUCGGAGAUGGUUUUGUUGAGGUCAGCGUCGAGUUCAGCAACCUACAGGCUCUAGGUCUUGUUGACAAAGCCCUAGCAAUUUGCUGGAUUCAACAGGAAGAGCCUUUUGGUGGAACUAUUCCUAGUUGGGCCGGCUCGUUCCUUGGUAACCUGAUAUUCGUUGACGGUAAAGAGAGCUCAAACGUUCUGUAUGCUGGCUUACUCGCUAAAAUCCGCAUUGCCGUCGUAGGCAUGGCUGCGAGCCAAGUGUCAGCCGACAGCUUGCCUGCUUUUCUACGCCAGCUGUACCUGAGGGAUACAGACAAGUGCGGACUUUCACCAUCUACGACGUCAGUCCCUCUCUUUGCGCAAACAGUAGAGACAUCAAAAGGGGAUUCGAAGAGCCAAAUCAGUUUCGCAACAUCAGUUAUUGUCAAGCUGACAACCAUGAAACAACUCUCUCUUUGCUGGUGCUAUGAUAACCACACGAAUUGCAGCAAAGAGGAAGAUUUCGACUCUGAAAUUACCAAGUUGCAGGUCUAUAGUCCAGUCGCAGGAGUAUCACACGAGUGUACCUACGACAGCACUUGCCUCAUGCGUAUCGAAGACAUUCCUCUUACGGAGCCUGUGUCAUUCACUCCGCAGCUUGUCGUUCGGUCGGAUUGCUCAGAAAAGUCGUCAAGUGCUGAGCUCCCAGAUGAUGGAGUGAUGUCCAUGCGGUCACAAACAACAGAGGGUAGUACAACACGCUCAACUGCCGAAUUUGAAGAGCACUAUUAUGGCUUCAGUUCUCUUGUGGAUCGGGACAAGGCGCUAAGUGGAACCCCGCACUUGCAGAAAAGAAUCUGCUACUGCACUGAUUCAACAAUAUGCACGCCGGACCGUCUGAUGGAUAUUGGACAGCUGACAAUUAAGGACGUGUGGAACGGCGAGUUCCUGGUGGCCAUUGUGAGCCGUGUCAGCGUGCCUUUCAAUGUGAAGAGUCCACUGAAUCAGCAAGACAGCCAGCGCAAGCUUGUGGUCACGCGGGGAGGCGUUUCUGUUCCCUGCAAAAUAGAGGAGAAUUCCGACUCGUGUAGCUUUAGCUUCAAGGACUUUGCGAAGGACACAUGGGAAUCCAGAGAUGCAGCCACCCUUGAAUACUACGAUUCUAGCCUUCCUAAAGACGUCGUCGACACUCGGCCAUUUCCAUAUGUCGCGAUUGCCUCUCUAAUCCCUUCAGGCCCGUGGAAGGAUGAUUAUGAGCUUUACUGUCGUGUCGGCGGUGCCUGCGAGGCCACAGUAGAUGUGGUGAAUUGGAGAGAAGAAGACAGAGUAGCAUUGCUCCCCCACUGUGGUGAGGAUCACGUGGAUGGCGUUGGCUUCUUUAGUCAGGUUGCAGAAGCCGCCCGUGGCAGUUCAAGUUCCAUCUUGUUCAGAUGGGCGGACCCUUUGAAGCUUUCAGCAGCCCAAAUGCAGGAGGGUCUUGAACUUUGCUGGAAAGCAGUUAAAGAUAUGGGACAGCCAAGGGAUUCUGUCACUGCUUACUCAGCUAAAUUUGGCACGGUGUUAAUCGCAGGCAUAUUUCCUGACCAAAAUGCAACUUGCUACAUCGGGGAGAGGUGCACAAUUUUGGGUCUUAAAGGUCAGCACCUCUCUGUUAGCGAAGGCGUGGCAUUGCUUCACGGGGGAUGCGGCACACAGGGCACUGCAUGGAGCGGAGUUCCUGAGGGCGGGCUCAUGCAUACGGAUACUGUAGAAUCCAGCAAUAUAUCAGUCUCGCUACCUGAAAUUCUUCCAGUGUUGGGUACCGAUUCUCUCGAAAUAUGUGGCUGUAGUGGAACUCAGUGCACCCAAUUGCAAGACUACGGGUGGCGUGUAGGAACGCUGAAAUUGAAGGGUCCAGCUUCAAAGGCACGCCACGUGGAAGUUUUUGCAGCGUCGGACAUUCUCCUGCCUUUGAACGGAGAUUUCGAUGACAAGUUUUACUUACUGCUUAAAAAGGGGGACAGUUGUGAAACAGGUGCACCUGACCCUGCAUGGAAUUUGCAGGGCUUCGCACCGAUCAGCAACGGCAUGGCAACAUGGGCGCCUUUUAGCAAAGGCGAGGGUGUUCUUUCGGUGUGCCUGUGCCACGACACGGUUGCGGGGCUGUCAGAUCCGUUUGGGGAUUCACAAACUUCUGAUGCAGUUUGUAGAGACGCAUCGAUGUACGCAUUGAAAGUGGGACAGGUCUUCGUAAAUGGCCCACUUGUUCAAGAUACGCCAUCCACAUGCCGCCGAGGGUCUGUCUGCUACAUCACUAUUCGUUACAUUGCAGUGGAUUCUGGCGCAACCAGGCAGCAGUGGGCGUCAAGUCAGAUUUACCUCCAAAAAGAGGAUUGCAGAGAAUAUGGGACGGUUCUCCAUUCGGGUGGUUCCUACAUUAGCGACACUGCAACCAGCGAGCCAGUGACAUCUCAAGACGCGGACUAUCCUAUCACCUACGUAGUUCGGGAGUCUGUUUUCAUGUUUCAUGAUAAUGUGGACCUGGGAGCAGGAAGGUAUCAAAUGUGUUGGAGAUACGAUAGCGCCACAAGUGGUGUGGCCGUCGGGACUUUCACUGUAGAAGGUCCAUUUACAUCGGAGGAGAUAUUGCCAGUUGUGGUUGGGAAAAGAUUCAGUGUCGAGGUUGCAAUGAGCACUGUUGUUUCCCAAGAGGAAGCAGCAAACUACCGGAUCCGGGCGUACCCUUACAAGGGGGAUGACAUCUUCAAUAAUUAUGAUUGCAAACAGCAGAGCGACCUUUAUUCUGCGCCGAAGGCUUUUGAGGAUUCACUUUCUACAGGGCCUCCUACAGGCGUAAAGGAUGGCGAGGUGGGCAGCAUUCUUUUGUGGGAGGAUGUGCUCGUUAUCGUUGACGAAUUAUCAACGAAAGCCGCCGUGGGUGACCUGUUUGCCAUUUGCUUCUGUGACGGAAACAUAAUGGGUUGCUCAGCAGCAGAUCAUUUCCAGAUUCUUGUACAAGCCUGGGAAUUGUCAGGGCCGAAACCCCUAGAAUACGACGCUCCUCCACGUUAUCGGGCAGGUGUUCGAUUCCCCGUUGACGUCGAAGGGGUUCGUUUGGGCGAAAAUCCAGUAAUAAUGCUGUCACCGUCAUUCGAUGUCCUUACGGGCACUCAUUUUACAUGUCGUAGCUCAGAGAAGCCAUUGAUGGCCACAUUCAUCGGCACCGUCUCGAAUGGCGGAACCUUGGCAACGUUUAAAGAUGUCUAUGCUCCAUUCUCGAUCGACCAGGGACUUUUUUGUUGGUGUCCUGGUGAAGACUGCUCAGCUGCAGCUAAUUUCACUGUACAACUUGGCCGUUUUGCCGUAGCAGGUCCCACUUUCAUUAUACCACGGAUAGUGGUUGGCAGCUACUUUACCGUGCAACUGACAGGACCGACGCUUCAAAGCAGUGAUUCCAUUACGAUUCGCGGUCCAAAUGACAACUGUGGCGAAGCUGGGACGGAGAACAUGGACCCUGAAUUUAUAAUGUCUGAGGAGGGUCGCACGUUGAACAGCCUGGGUACCGUUGAGGCAUUUUCAGAAUCAGAAAACAAGGUUACGGGCGAGACGGAAUUGAUUUGGGUUUCUUGGCCAAUGCGCGUUAAGGAGUCAGUGGAAGGGAAGUUGAAAAUAUGCUAUUGUACCUCAACGGAGUCAGCCUGCGGGUCUGCAGGGAGCAUGUCAGUGCUAGCUGGAUACCUGGAGACGCGUGGUCCUUCUAAGGGAAAUGUCGAGCUGGUUGCUUCUGAUGAGCAUGGAGAAUACCUUAUAGUCCGGGGGACAAAUCUGUCAACACGGAACCUUCUUAGGUAUUUUCAGUAUGCAGAAGAAGGGGAGACAACUGCGGAAGAAGAGGCUAAUAUCUGCUCAGACCCCCUUCAUUUGAACGAAGGAAUUACGACGUUCCCUGAUGCUGUAAAUUCGGACGGAACGGAACAGUAUUUUUCAGUAGGGGUUGCUGUAGGUAAACAGUAUGUUGCUUGCUGGUCUUUUGGUGACGACACGUCGUCUAUGGCAACAUCAAUGGCGCGUUCGAGAGUUGCUCCAAGCUUCGUCUCGACUGAAGACUUGUUACGUGUUAGGAGAAAUUUUACAGAGAAAGAUGGGCCGGAGUUUUCCCCCCCGUUCGAACCAGAACACUAUAUGCUGGCCUCUCUAGACGAGAUAUCGGCACCGGCAGCUGAUUCUAAGACCUGGUUUUUUGUGUCUCUUUUCUCCCAAACGGGUUUUCAACAAGGCGUCCACAACGUGGUUCUGGGACACGAAGAUACAGUAGUGAUUAAUGGAGUCAUAAAUGCUACUGAUACAUACGAACCAGUGCUUGGACUAAGCCGCGAAAUGAGGGAGUGCUCUGAAAUAUUUGAAAAUCCGGAUCUACAGAGCGGUAUUGGCAUAACCACUGCAUCUGUGUCGGAAAACCGCAUGGUUCUUCGGAUGGAGCCGUCACAAGAAGCGGGCUGGCACAAGAUUUGCAUCAAGAAUACCAGUGCUUCUGUAGUUUUUGAUGCUGGGACGGUCGAGGUCAUUACCUAUUUCCUGAAGUCCGGUAUGGACAUGUAUGAUACGCACAGGACAUUUGUCCUACCUUGUGUCACAGGGACAAAAGAUUCUCAGAAGGAGCAAGUAAGGGAAGUACCAUUAGUUUGGUUGCCAGAUGGUACGGGCUUGUGGAUGGCGGAGAUCGUUGUGGGAAAUCCGGGGACAGAGACGGAGUACUCAACGCUGCAUGUCCAUCCAACACCUUCGGAGAAUUUCCGCGAGCUGCCGGAACUGCGAAACGUGCUAGCGUGCCACGCGACAAAGGAUCAGCAGGUUUUUGUUUUAGGAGCAACCCAUAUGCUGGUGCUCGACCCGAAACAACCACAAUCACGUACUGUGGUCAACCAUGGUGUACUGUACCCAGCGGAUUUGACCAGUGCGGGCGACCAAGUCUUUGUUACAAGCUUUGAUAGUCACUUGAUCACAUCAUUUAGUGUGAAGAACCCGGAAAAGAUAAUUUUUUACGAGCCAACGAAUCCAACGCUGCUUUCAGCUGGAGGAAUCCAGGCAAUAGAAAACAUUGAUGGCAAUGAAACUUCUGUAUUCGUCGCCGACACUGUGGGGGGCAUCAUAGGCAGGCUUAAGGUCUUGCCAGAUGACCUGGAAAAGACUAUUCAUGGAGGAAAGAUAACUAGGGAAUGGACUUCAGUUUUCGGAACACAGAAGUCUGACUUCAGCAGUGCGGAGGGCGUAAGCCGCCCGUUUUGUGUUGCAGAGUUCAUCACGCCAUAUUCUAUGCAGGAAAAUAUGAAUCCUCUGCUUGUCGUUGGAGAGCUCGUCUCUGAUCGAAUAACUUUUCUGAGCAUAGACAAUAUGGGCAUCUCGUUUUAUAGGCAGAUUACCUUGGGGGCAACAAAAUUCAUAACCGGUCUGCGCGUCAUGGAUGAAGUCAUGCUUUUGACGUCAAAACAAUGGUCAGUAGAACAAGAGCUUGGGCGGACCGAAGUUGCAUAUGUCACACUUAGCCAACUGAUUGACAACGUCUACUUUACUUACCCGGAUUUCAGCAAGAAGCUGCAAGCUGGACUGCGGUACCGCUUUUUACCCUUGGUGACAGGUCAGGCCAUCCAGUUCUUCAAGGAGGAUGCAGAAGCAGGAGAUCCCUUACAGUCAAUUGGUUUUACCCUUGACUCGAAAACAGGAGAAAUUCAGGGAACUCUUACGGCGACUGUAACAUCGCGAGUGGUGAUUGUUGGCGGUGAUCUAUUGGGUUCGUACACAUGGUCUUUUGAGUUCGAAGCAGGAUGCCAGUCAGGGGAGUACUUCAACGAGACAUCUAACAAGUGUGAGCCAUGUCCCGUAGGGACAUUUCGUGAUGAAGAAACUGACUUACAGCAUUGUCAGGACCACAGGGCAUACAGUACCACUCUACAAACCGGAUCUACAAAUUUGUCGCAGUGCGCUUGCAUUAAAGGCUUCGAAAUUGGGCAACUCGGCUACUGCCAGCCAUGCCCUGCAGGUACAUACAAAGCUAUAGCAGCAGACGCGAAGUGUACAGGGCGUUGCCCUCAGCAUAUGUACAGCGAAAAGACAGGCGCAGAGAGUUUGGAAGACCUUAACUGCCAGUGCGAGCCAGGCUUCUAUCUGACGGAGGGUGGCUGUCAAAGCUGUCAGGUUGGAACCUACUGUGCAGGCGAUUUGUCUCCACCCGUCCAGUGCCCCACUAAUCAAACAACGCCGAGCACAGCAAGCACCAAGUUUAGUGACUGUGUGUGCACGGUUGGAUACUACCGCGAGGGUGACGAGUGUGUUCCUUGUGAUGUUCUCACGUAUAAGCCAAUCAUUGGAGAUCAAGCAUGCACACAAUGUCCUCAGCCGGCUUCCAGCGCUGCAGCCGACAGCCCCCUCCUUUCCACGUCUGAUCCGCAAACAUCGAUGUUUUCAAGCAAGCGCGGCGCCUCUCAACAGUCAGAAUGCGAAGUGUGUGCCAGCGGAUAUUAUUUUGACUAUGUGUCAGUUGGGGGCUGCGUACCCUGCAAGAAGGACUUUUAUUGUCCUGGAUUCCAGCUAGGGUUGAUGUCUUGCAAAAGCAACUCAAUUACGGCUGGAGUUGGGGCUGAGAGUGUAUUCCAGUGCAAGUGCCCAAAGGGGUACGGAAGGGUCACGGGCCGAAAUCCUCUUGAUCUGAGUCUAACCUGCGCGCCUUGCCCGGUCAAUUACUUCCAGCAUAUGGAAGGCGUAGACGCUGAGUGCAUCCCAUGUCCAUCUAACUCCAUGACUAAAUCUACUAUGUCAUCCAGCAUCACAAGCUGUGUUGCAAUGCCAGGAUUCAGUGCCUUAGAGAACUUACAGGCUCUUUCUGAUGAUGAGGGGAGUGAUGCAGCUAGCCCGAAUGCAGAUACCUUCUUGGAAGCUGUUGAGCUUGCUAAGGACGUGGAGCUGGCUUAUGAGUCCUUCGCUGCAGAAGACCUAUUAGCCAUUAAUGUUUUCUGCAAGGAGAACGCCACUUCAGUGCAAGAUUACGAUAUGCCCGAAUUCGUCACCAUGCAGUAUACACUAUCAUUUGAAGAUUGUCAGGCCGCUUGCCUGAAGAAUGUGUAUUGCACCAGCUUUUCGUUUUCCAAGGAAGACAAGUUUCCAACUUACACUAACAGUAUAAUGAACUACACGGGCAUUUAUACCUAUGCAUACUGGCCUUGCCACCUCUAUAUGUUCGGUUCAGCCGCAGCAGCAGACGUCGAGAAUUGGAGCGAUAUUUGGGAGGGCACUGAAGUAGAGCUUGGCAAGAAGGUGGCGUGUGUCGUGGGACGCGUAAAGGACGAACUUACUUGGCAAAGGUUUCGCUAUGUUGAGUGUCCACAAAACGCAUUCUGCCCUGGAGACAAGGAUGCCAGUAUUUUUGAGUGCCAAGAUUAUGCAGUGACAUUGAGUACGGGGGCAUAUUCUGGGGAGCACUGUCUGUGCUUACCAGGCCGGGAGCCUGUGGGACAUGUUUGCGAACAGUGCAAAUUGGGCUUCUACAAGAAUACCACGGAGAAUAUUGCAUGCACUGAGUGCCCACAAUUUUUCACGACUAGCAUCACCGCAAGCACAAGUGCUUACGAAUGUGCUUGUCAAGCUGGCAUGUACAUGGCACCAGCUGGCACUACACCGGACUCUGAGCAGUUGCGAAAAGCUAGGAGUGUAGAGGCUGCUGCCAAUGAUGAACCAGUCGAACUUGAACCUGCGGCGCUGGAGACAGUUUCUCAUGCCAGAUCGAUUCGGGAACUGAGCAAGCACGGUGGCUUGGAACCACUUGUUGCGGGCGAAGUAUCAGUGUUACAGCUAAGGCAAUUGCCAUGGCUUGAAGAAGAGACUCGAGAACAGUUGGAGAAGGUAGUGGAGCUAGGCGUCUGUAUGCCUUGCCACACGGGGAUGUUUUGUCCAGGCCUGUGGAAGGACCCACCCACGAACUCCACUCACAUGCCUCCACAGCAGUGCAUUGAGGGCUCUAGCGUCCCACAGUCUACAGUGAAUGCAGAUUCUGUUGAAAAGUGCCUUUGCCUGGCUGGUUAUGCUUAUGGUCGGUCAUCUGACGUUGCGGUGUCGUCGGAUUCAUACUUCACUUGCAGCAAGUGCCCUCCUGGCACGUACAAGGAACUACAGGAAAACUCUCCUUGUUCGGGUAGGUGUAUGAAAGAUGCUGAAACAUACCCUGGAGCAGUAAGCAAGAGCCAGUGCUUUUGCCAGGUGGGGCGAUAUGCAGUGGAGACAGAGGAUUCCGAAGGCCUGUUCAGCUGUGUCGAGUGUAUUACCGGUGGGGUUUGCGUGGGUGGCUUCAAGCAAAGCGUCAUCGAAGCGAUCCAGGAGAACCCGAGCUUCACCAACAUCACGAUUGCAGAUCACACUAUUCCGUAUCCGCAGAAGGGGUGGUUUGCAACAUUCAAGCUCGAUUCUGAAGAUUCAUGGAGGCCUCGGUGGCUACCCUUCACAGUGAACCCAGUGGAAGAGGAAGCAGGAAUUUUCGAGGGUGCCAUUGCUUUCGACGACGAGGGCCCUAGCACAGACUCUGUGCAAGACCCGCACGACCGAGUUCCUGACAUUCACCCAUGUCCUGUUGACUACCGGUGCCAUGGCGGUCCGUCAAACUCAUGUUCUGAAGGUGGUUCGGGUUAUUUGUGCAGCACGUGUGAGAGAGGAUACGAUAUGGCACAUCACGGAGCUGUUUGUACGAAGUGCGAGACAGUCUGGUAUGAAUUCGCUUAUCUUCUCGGCUCAAGAUUCAUUUUAUGCCUAAUCGUGUGGGUAAUUGCAGCAGUUAGUUGUUUAGCUGUUCGAAACCCUGCAUGCAUACAUCCCAUUCUAAUUCGAAUAUGGUUGUCCAACCUCUUUCUCUUUUACCUGUUCGGCUUUUUCCCAGAAAAUAGCGUGUCUGCGCUGGCGGAUUGGGCUCAGCUCUACAGGAUCGUGUUUACUUAUCCAAUAUUUCUCUUUAACAAAUAUCCGAAGGUCUUCUGCAUCCUUGACCAGUUGGGCUUCCCGUUGGACUUCAAAAGGUCCUGGUAUCUUCAAAAGUUUGCUCAACUGCUGGUGCCCGUCGUUGACGUUUGCUUGAUUACGGUGAUAUGCGGUAUUUCAUUAAUUCUUUACAAGCUGUACAGGCGUUCCAAAAUACAGAGAGUCUCAUUGGUGCUCAGUCACGCUCAGGAAGUUCACUCAGGAGAUAUUUGGGCAAUGCGUACUGUGGAAAAGAUCCAAGACAUGCGGUGCCUUGGACUGUUUCACUAUAUAUCCCCUUCCGGGGCGACGCGUUCUCAAAAAAUCCUUCGCUUUUUUGGGGACUUAGUUCCAGCAUUCAUGAUCAUCUGGUUCUGGAACCUGCCAUUCCUGGUUAUUGAGUGCACACAGCUAUUAGGGUGCGUGUCGAUAUCAUACAAGAAUGAACCUUCCUUGUUUGUUCUUACCGCCCUUCCAGAACAAGUGUGUUCUCUCGAUGAGCCAUGGUUUCUGGCUGGCGCAGUUGUGGGGGCCAGUGGCAUUUUGGUGUGGGGAAUCAGCAGCGUCAUCGUUUUUUGUGUGUGGAUGCUAUACACGGACAAUGCUGACAAGCUGGAAGCAAGGUAUCGCUAUGGUUUCCUCUCUAAUGGAUAUGAAUUUCAAUACCGAGCAUGGGAAAUGUUCCUCAUGGCACGCAAACUGGCUUGUGCGUGCCUUCUCACAUUACAGCUCCACAUGAGUGCUGCUGGGACUCAGGAGGUUUUCCGGAAUUCCGUGAACCUUUUGAUCGUCACCAUGUGCUUGAUCUCUCAACUGUUAAUUGAGCCAUAUGAUAGACGGAGCCACAACCUGACGAAUCGAGUUGAAUUUUUGGGCCUGCUAACCAAUGUCGUCAACUGUAUUGUUAUUCAGGGCAGCUUGUCCUUCUCUGUUUUCAAAUGGUUGGGCCCUCUGCCAAUCGUCACGUGCGGGCUAUUUCACAUGUACGUCUUCUGGAACCUUUUUGUAGAGGCGGGAAGAAUGGUGCUUAUGCGUCCUCACUUGGCAAGGUUGCCAUCGCCGUGGAGAUACUUUAACCUAGUGACCAGGUCUCUCGCUAGACUUUACACUCGAGGUAAUGCUAAAGUCUACUACAACUACAUCACGAACGAGAUGGUGCUUGAGGCGGCAGCGAAGUCAAGGGUCUUCCACAUUCGCAGAAUGAUCCAGAGGAAGAAGAAACUCACAGAUUAUCGGAAGAUUAAUUAUGAAAACAGAACGUAUUUUGUCUCUGCUCUGACUGACUCUCUUUCGCGGCUGGUAAUUUCCUGGUGUCAGUUCACCAUACCUGGAGACUGGCUGGAUUUCACCAUUCGUUAUGCAUUUUGUUACUGCUUUUGGAUGAGGCAUCGCGCGUCGAGCAAUAAGGAGCCUCUUGACUUGGAGGAAUUCGAUGCCAUGAGACCGUCUUUGUUUAAUGAAUGCUACGUCGAGGAGCAUGAAGGAGAGGAUGAUGUUCUUCUGGACCCAGAAACACAAUGUAAUGAAGUUGAAGCGGAGUUUUUAGAUAUGCUGGUUGACGACGACGUGUAUGACGACAGUCCCAUUACUCUCAUGGAGCUGUAUGUUGCAGUGCAGUCAAUGCGGUACAUCCCACGAGGACAACUCCGACGGCUCCAUAUGUGGUACCGUGAAAGGAUGGCCGCAGCAAGCAGCUCUGACAUGCCAGCUCUGCGCAAAGAGAACGAAGAGCUUGAGGCAGAACUUCAGCAGCUGAGCGAGGCACUGCGCAGUCGAUUUGGCUCUCCAGAUGGAGACGGAGCCUCUUUCAACAUCCUUGACUUUUUCUUUGCGGUGGAAGUUUUGCACGAGGCCGAGGCGGAAAAUUCCCGCCUACGAAUGGAUAUAGAAAAGGAGGUAAAUUGCAUCCUCAAUGCGCGCGCGGCUCGUUGUGUGGCUGAGAGGGUUCAGAUGGAACUAGAAAAGGCGGACGGUGAAGACCUCGAGGAUAUCCUUAAAUCGUUCGAUGAAGUCGCUGAGAGGCAAAAAGAGGCUAAAGCACGGUUAGAGUACCUAGAGCCCGUUGUGAAGGACAAGAAUCGGAAAGUUAAAGUACGCAGUAAGGGCACAACGGAAGAUCCGAAGAGGAGUCUGAAACAGUUGGGCUCGAGGCGUGUAAGCUUAGCAGAGGAGCGCAAACGUGUGCUUCGCCCGAGCUUUUCAUCCCUUGAAACUGCCUCUGAAGGCAAGCGACGUAAGUCAUUGGCACCUACGUGGCAGCAUGACGCUAAUGGUGGCAUGGGCCGUAGAGUAUCGCCUGUUGGCUUUUCGGAUGAUCGAGAAAAAGGAUCUGGUGCUAGCCGCCGGCGGAUAAGCGUUGAGUUAGAUGUAAUGGGCGGGCAGGCAUCUGAAGAGGGCUUACAAGGGAAGCAGCCUCGACGGAUUUCGCUUUCCCGUACGCCCAGUGACGCGUCCAUACAAGGGUCGCGCACCUUGCAAACGCACAGCAGUUUUGGUUCAGAAAGGGAUAACAGUCCUAAAAGCAGUAGGCGGACUGUCAGAAGUGCUUCGCGUCUAGGUGAGUCCGACGUGGCGCCUUCAUCUGAUGACCAGGAAAGAGCGCCGAAGAGGACUGCAAGAAUGGCCUCCCCAUUGACGCCUUCAGCGAUAAAAGCAGAGCCAUCAAGCGGUGCUGAGCAGCCGCUCUCACGCCGCAGAGUAUCACGUAUCGGGAGCGCUAGUUCUUUAGCAGAGUCAGCGGAGGUUGAAACAACAGGAGGGGUUUCGAAGCCGGCCCCAAAGAGAGCUAUCGGCACAACAAGGGAAAGCAUUGAUCCCUCGGAUCCAGCUCGAACAGACACUCCAGUCGAAAGCCCGAAGCCAAGUUCUAAACGGUCUAUAGGACUUUUUAAAAGACCCCCUGGGUCUAAGGAGGGUGAACGUUGA